Molecule: messenger RNA, 1862 nt
Organism: Cinara cedri
Lineage: Eukaryota; Metazoa; Arthropoda; Insecta; Hemiptera; Aphididae
Source: the annotation of a GenBank genome assembly
AACCAAUAGUAUUGAUCUCAAAACAUAAAACUCCUAAGUAGAUACCUACUGUACUCGUUAUUCGAAUAGCGUGUAGUAUAAUUAAUAUAAUUUGGUCAUUUUCGGGGAUCGAUCGUCAAGAUGCGAGUUAUUCGAAACUGUUUAGUGGUGAGUAUGCUUUUAUUUUAUGAUUGUGUAAAUGCACCAGGUGUAUUAAUGAGUUCCUCGGUACUGACUCCUAAAAAAUUAGAUAACUUUCCGAAUAAAACAAAACUUAAGGCCAAUGCAUUCAUUUCGAACUUUCUAAAAACGCCAUCUUCGCGUAGAAGUCAGCCUAAUCAAUUGUAUUCAGAUAUGUACAGAGGAGCAAGAUUACGUACACAUGCAGUCAAAAGAUCAGUAAUAACUAAUUUCCUAAAGCCUCGUAUCGGUUACUUCGAUAAUAACGAAAAAGACGACAAGAACUUCCUGUCAGAUCCCAAUACUUAUCUAAACGCAAUCAAUGGCGGCCUUGUCGGUAUUCUCCUGCUUAAAAUUCGUAUUUGGAUGUAUACAAAUCAACCACUGAAUGCUAUUGGAUAUUAUCUCGGGUAUCUCAAGGAUAAAGUGAUUCUAAUAAAUAAAGCCAUUUCUCGUAUUGCUUUCGAAAAACGUUAUGAUAAAAAUAACGAAUCGAACUUUGACGAUACGAUGAAAUUGUUUUAUGCUGCGUGCGACAUUAAAAAUACUACUGAUGACAGUGAUGAGCAAUUGGAGCUUAAAAGAAAACAAUUUCGGGAAUAUUUGUUAAAAUAUAAUAUCGAUGAGGACCUAAUAACCAACGAGUCCUUGGAUUAUUUUGCCAACACCGUGAUCGCUAGUAUAGAUUGUAUCAGAGAGAUCGAUCCUUGGUUCAACACAUCAAUUCCACUAAUGAAAAAUAUGAUAUACCUCGAUAAAUAUUCCGACGGCCAUGAUAUGAAUAAAUUAAAGGAGAUUCGCGUCCCUAAUAAAAACACGAGUUUAUAUUCACUCGUCGAAAAUUAUUUAAAAGAAACCGAUCCGGUAAAAGUAGAAAAAAAUCACUUAGAAGUACAUCAUUUGGUCGCGCCAGAAAUAUUCAGUUAUGUGUACGAACAUUUUAAUUUAUUAAUCAAGUUAGCUGAUUACGAAAUCAAUCCAGAAGAUCUGGACGAAAUAUGGCGGUUUUCUUAUAUUACAUAUGAUUACACACAAAUAUUUCUAUCUCGUAUUGUCGAAUUUGAGCAGAAUUACGUCGGAGGAGAAGUAGCAGAACAAGGGCAAGCGUUGUUGGACAGAAUGAAUACGUUGGCGGACUUUAUAAACCCGGACGUACCUGGUAGACUGCCAGAAAAGCCAAAGCUUCCGUAUAAUAUUAUGGAUUAUAACACCGAAACUCCGAAAGAGGAAAUGAAUAAAAUUAAAUCAUACAUGUCCGAGUUGAUAAAUGGAGCGACCGAAAAUGUAAUGCAAUUUUUCGAUAAAAAUAUUGAAAAAUGGAAAGCUGAUAGAGUUUUAAAACCGACAGAUCCGGAAUCACUGAAUGAUGAUAAAGAAUCGUUGUUGCGGUUGAUGAAAAACAACACUGACAAAGCUAUUGUUACAAUGAAGGCAUUUUCUGAUUAUAACAGCGCAGAUUUUGCAAACACAACAACUGAAAAGGAAAAUUUGACGAAUCUAAUUUCGGAACUUUCGAGCAACAAACCACCUAUUUAAUUGAUCGAGUCGGCAAUAUAUUCCUUAAUAGUCAUCACAAUUGUGAAAAUAUACAAUCUAUUUUUGUUUUGUACUUGUGAAAAAUUAAUUUGAUAUUAUUUUUAUUUUAUGAAUUUAAUAACAUGAGUAUUUCUAAUAAAAAAUGCAGACUCAAAAAUAUACCUGUU